AAAUAAAACCUAACAUAUGAAUCUUCAAAACAAAUUAUUGGAAGUCUUUGGCAUUGGGCUCCUCCCUACCUGGUGGUAGUAUAAGAGAGGUCGUUGCGCCUCUGGAGAAGGUACUCUCUUACUGUUGUGACAAGUAUUAGUACCUCCGACGAAAUGUUCUCAGCGCGUUUAAUGGUAGUAGUGCCGGUGUUGGUAGCCGCAGUGGUGGCACAAUCUGGAAGAUCGGACUUGGGCCCUUCGGCCAAACAGUCCUUACCGAUGGGCCCUCCUUUGAUGGGUUACUCGCCCCAAAUUUACCAGUUCGGAUAUCCCGGUCUCGGCUACGAUCCCAGCAAACAAUUUUACCCCGGUGGUCAGCCCCCCAUUGUUUACUAUGGAGGAGGUGCGCUACCCGGGCAGCAAUUCCUGUACAGACCCGGAUCACCACCACCCGGCAACUUUUUGAUACCCCAACCCUCGCCAGGCCUGGGAUUCCCACAGACGCCCGUCUUUCAAGCUGGCUACCCCAAACCGGCGCAUAUUCCACCGAUCGAAAAGGACGCCGAAGAAGUGCCAGAUUUAGCUGGUAAUCAUCCACCGACCAUAACCGGAAAGCCCUUCUAUCAGUCAGCGCAACCCGAAAGGAUCGAAACCUUCGACGAGCCCGUGUCCGCUGGCGAGCAGGACGAUUUGGCGGAAGGGGAGAAGGUGCCAAACUUCUUCCCCAAGAAGGCCUUCCCUGCCCGACCUAUUCUGAAGCCAGGACAGCAAUUCUUCAUAUUGAACGGAAAUACGUUAUUCUCGAACAUACCAGAACCCCAAAUUCCACGCCAAGUUCACCACCCGCAACAGCCGAUAUAUCAUCACCUACAGUUUCUGCCUCAAUUUGAGAAGCCAGAAUACGCUUUCCAAUCCGUGGCAAAACCAAGCGAAAACUACAUAUCGUUAAAUAACGUUGCGGAUUUUAGAGAAGCUAUACCAUUGGUGCCUUACCAAAGUCAGAAUCAACCACAAGCGCCUGUCGCGGCGUUAGUUAUCCCUCUAGCGCCCCAACCCUCGCGUGCUGGUAAGAACCUUCCAGUCCCAUCGCCGCACGGCGCCUUCCACGGACCAGUUCGCUACCCCUUCAUAAUCGCUCUGGAUGACCAGCGAAAAGAAGAUGACGACACUGUGACAAUCGAAGCUAGGCCAAUCGAGGAGCUCAAAAAGAUGGCAGAAAAGCCUAUCGCAAAAGAGGAAGACGAACCGUCUCUAUCGCAAGCUAAGCCUUCCGCUUUAGCUUUAUCGGGCAAAGGCGGCGUUGCCAGCGCCGGACCCCGAGGUACAGCUCUCGUUGGCGUUAGGGGAGUGGCCGUUGCAAGUCCCGAGGCUACGGCCGUAGCCGGACCCGACAGAGACGAGUCUGAGAAACCCGAUAAAAAAACGAGGCCGAAGAGUGAAAAGCGGCAAAGUGUUUCGAGUAGCUAAUUUCGUUUUAGAACUAGAUUUUAAGGAAAAAAUAAAUAUUUUUUAACGUUA
Molecule: messenger RNA, 1497 nt
Organism: Photinus pyralis (common eastern firefly)
Lineage: Eukaryota; Metazoa; Arthropoda; Insecta; Coleoptera; Lampyridae
Product: WAS/WASL-interacting protein family member 1-like
Exons: 4
Coding region: 154-1446 (430 amino acids)
Source: RefSeq, a predicted model, not a curated record